Venturia canescens is the source of this 2409-nucleotide messenger RNA. RefSeq lists its product as uncharacterized. The coding region runs from base 1 to 2379 and encodes 792 amino acids. The transcript is spliced from 10 exons. Gene Ontology annotation, molecular function: olfactory receptor activity; odorant binding. Gene Ontology annotation, cellular component: plasma membrane. The record is from RefSeq and is a predicted model, not a curated record. Gene Ontology annotation, biological process: sensory perception of smell; detection of chemical stimulus involved in sensory perception of smell. NCBI's taxonomy places the organism in Eukaryota, Metazoa, Arthropoda, Insecta, Hymenoptera, Ichneumonidae.
AUGCGUACACUGUCACUGAACUUUACGAUUUUUAAAUUUUGUGGCCUGUGGCGACCGUUACCAUGGCAUACCGGUUGGAAAUUCGUGUUCUACAGUUGCUAUACAGUUAUUGUCAUUCUCCUCGUUUCCACGUUUGUUGUAUCUGAGUUGAUCGAACUCAUCAGUUCAUUCGAUAGUGCUGAAGAAUUCGCUCAGGGUUCGUUCAUGUUACUGUCAAUGAUCGGGGUCUCCGGGAAAGUAAUGGUUUUACUAAUAAAACGACAAGAAAUAAUUGAGCUAAUGGAUGACCUUAAAAAUGAUGUGUGUGAACCACGAGAUGGGAUUGAGAUUCAAAUCCAGGCGGAUAGCGAACGUGAUGCCAGAUGGAUCACUACUCGAUAUACGACGCUGACUGUAUCAGCAGCAUUCAUAAUCGUGUUGCAGUCAAUAAUAAUGGAUAUACCUGAGCAUAAAUUGCCUUUCAAGGGUUGGUUGCCGUACGCCUACGAUUCGACGCAAACCGUUUUCCUUUUUACUUACUGUCAUCAGGCCCUAGCUGCCAGUACGGGGGCUGUUAUUAACAGCGCUUUUGACUCCUUAAUUCCUGGUCUGAUGAUGCUCACAUGCGGACAAAUAAAAACUCUUAAUUAUCGCCUUGAAAAUAUACCGCGAAUGUUAACCGAGCGAAAGAUAUCGCUGAGAAACGAUGAGGAAGAAAAAUCUAAUUGUGAGACAAAUAAUCAGGCGUUCGAGACCCAACUGUUAACAGAUCCCAUCAGACACCACGUGCAGAUAUUCCAAUUAGCGGAUACGUUAAAUGAAAUUUUUGGCUUCGUCAUUUUUCUCCAAUUUACGGUGAGCUCCCUCGUCCUUUGCGUCAGUGUCUAUGAAGUAUCGAAGGUUAAACUUUUCAGUGCAGAAUUCGCAGCUACUGUCAUGUAUCUGGCGGCAAUGCUGGUGCAAGUGUUCGUUUUCUGUUUCUACGGAGGUGAACUGUCGCUUCAGAUGCAUUUUGUACAAGUUGAUGUGAAUGGAAAUGGAUUUUUCAGUCAGGCUGUUUACCAAAUGGAUUGGUCCUCGCUUGGUAAUAAAACUAAGCAAAGUCUCAUCAUGAUGAUGCUACGUUCGCAACGACCGAUUACUUUUAUAUGCUAUCACAUUAUCAGACUGACUCUUGAUUCAUUCGUAAACGUGACACCAACUUUACUACGCAAAAUGCGUACGCUACCGUCGAAUUUCGCGGUUUUUAAAUGCUGUGGCUUAUGGCGACCGUUAUCAUGGCUCGCUGGUUGGAAAAUUGUACUUUACAGUUGUUAUUCAUUCGUUACGAUGUUUCUCAUUUGUUUAUUUGUUGUAUCUGCAUGCAUCGAGCUCUUUGCCUCAUUCGAUAGCGUUGAGGAAUUUGCGCUCGGUUCUUUCAUGCUCCUAACGAUGAUUGGAGUGUUCACAAAAAUGCUACUAUUGUUGAGAAAACGACAAGAAAUCAUUGACCUCACGGAUGCUAUGAAAAACGACGUUUGUGAACCUCGCAAUACGAUGGAGAACACAAUUCAGGCGGACAGCGAACGCCAUGCUGGAUGGAUUUUUUCUCGAUAUACGGGACUCACAAUGUCGACGGCAAUUCUGAUAGCUGUGAAGUCAAUGAUCGACAAUAUACCUGAACGUAAACUAACUUAUAAGGGCUGGUUUCCUUAUACCUACGAUUCAAAACAAAUCGUUUUCCUUUCUACAUUCGCUCCUCAACUCAUAGCUACCACUGCAGGGGCGGUUAUUAACUGCGCUUUUGACACAUUAUUUCCUGGUCUCAUUAUACUCACUUGCUCUCAAAUGAAAAUUCUCAAAUACCGCUUCGAAGCUUUACCGCAAAUUAUAACAGCGCAAAAAAAGUCAUCGGAGAGUAAUGGCGACGAAGGCGAGGAGAAAAAAAACCGAGAAUUCGAGGCUCAAUUGUUGACAGAUUGCAUCAGGCAUCACGUCCGAAUAUUUCAAUUAGCCAGUACGCUCAACGGUAUCUUCGGCUUCGUUAUUUUUCUACAAUUCAGCAUCAGCUCUCUCGUACUCUGCGUCAGCGUUUACGAAGUCUCGAAAGAAAAACUUUUCAGUCCAGAAUUUGUGGCAAUCGUCAUGUAUCUCGCUGCAAUGCUGAUGCAGAUAUUCAUUUUGUGCUACUACGGAAACGAAUUAUCACUUCAGAGUGUGGACAUUUGCCAAGCUGUUUAUAGAAUGGACUGGACGUCGUUUGAGAUUGAGACGAAAAGAAGUCUCAUUGUAAUAAUGCUACGUUCCCAACGACCGAUUACUUUCGUAUGCUAUAAUGUCAUAGCAUUAUCCCUCGAUGCAUUUACAAGCCUCAUCAAACUGUCAUACUCUGUCUUCAACGUUCUUUCUACCAGCGAUUAAGAUCAUGUUGAUCGUGUACGUCAAAAAGUG